Molecule: messenger RNA, 4434 nt
Organism: Mesorhabditis spiculigera
Lineage: Eukaryota; Metazoa; Nematoda; Chromadorea; Rhabditida; Rhabditidae
Source: the annotation of a GenBank genome assembly
AUGCCGUCGAUGAGGAUUGUUCUAAUGGUGGUGUUGCUGCUCCUCGUCGUUCCGCAGCCCAUCAUCGCCGACGAGGGCAAUGAGACGAACAACUCGAAGAUGUUGCCGACCGGAAGUACGACCAACGACCCGAAGACGACGCUGCUUCCCGAGAAAAGCCCGCCUCCCCAAGUCCAAGGCGACUCGACGCCAUCUCCUUCGCCGAUGUCCUCUAGCAGUUCGCCCGUCAAGCCCCUUAACCAAGCUACAGUACGCCAAAUUCUCGAGGCAGCAAGGGAAGAUGUUGAUCAUCUAUUUAAUAAGACGGAGCCCAGCCUGGCCACGAGAGCGGCCACGAAGGCCGGCACGGUCAUGCUCAAAUUCUGGGGUUCAAACCGAUCGGCAAAGGAAUUAUCGUACUCGGCCCUCGUCAGCCAGAUCGCCUCUCAACAGCUGGUCAGUCGAGGAGCCAGUCGGGAGCAGCUGGAAAAGGCGCAAUUGAAGGGAUCCGCCCUGGCAGAGAUUUGCCCUCAAAACGCGAUCGAAGAGUGCAUUCCGGGAAAAUACAGAAGCUACUCUGGCCAUUGUAACAAUGUUCGCCAUGCUCUCUGGGGUGCCAACCUUCAGCCGAUGCAACGGAUGGGUCGGGCUGCCUAUCGAGAUGGUAUCGCCAUUCCGCGCGGGACCUCUAGGCACGAUGGGCUGCCGAGUGGAUUUGAGGUCUCCUCCCUCUUUGGUAGACCGGAACGGGUGCACGGCUCGUGCUCGUUGUUCACCACCGCGUGGGCGUCGUUCAUCUAUGACGACCUGAGCCUGGCCGGGAAUUCGCAUCUGACGCGCGGUACCUCGCGAUACUUUACAACAGUUCAACCGCCCCCAGUGCCGUGUUGUGACGACGAGGUGGAGCAUCCAGACUGCUUUCCGAUAAAAAAUCAGGACAGAGAGGACGAGAAGUGUCUACCGUAUGCCCGGACAUUGGCGGCGCCACGGGAAAACUGCUCUCUGGGGCCCAGGGAGCAGAGUAAUACCCGCUGUUUCCGUACCGGCCACCCCCGCGCCAAUCAACUACCCACACUUGCCGCUCUUUAUGCCCUUUGGAUGCGCCAGCAUAACCAUAUUGCGGAUGGUUUAAAGCGCGUCAACCCGCACUGGGGUGACGAGAAACUGUUCCAAGAAGCCCGCCGAGUAGUCGUUGCCCAACUGCAGCAUAUCACGUAUAAUGAGAUGUUGCCGAUGCUGGUGGGGAAGGAGGGAUUGAGACGGAAUGGGCUGGCGUUGCGGCAUCGGGGUUAUGAUUCGGAUUAUGAUAUGGACGUCGACCCUACCGUCCUCAACGAAUUCGCCGCCGCCAUUGGCCAAUUCUUCUACACCCUCCACCCGCCCACCGUCCAGUACCUCGACGAGCACGGCGACGUGGCUAGGGAAGACGAUCUGCGCCAAGCCUUCAACAACCCCAGUCAAUUGCACAGUCGCGGGGCCCUCGAUGGGGUUGUCAGAUUUUUGGCACAACGCCAGAUCAACGAGCCGGGGCUGCAGAUGGCCGACGCAAUGCGCCACAACUUUUUGGGGGUUAAAGGCCUCGACCUGGCCGCGAUCAUCAUCCAAAUGGGCCGGGACCACGGGCUGGCUAGCUACUCGAAAUGGCGAAAGUGGUGUGGGCUGAGUGUUCCCCGAGAUUGGCGCCAGUUCGCUGACGAGGUGCAAAACGUAACGCUGGUCGACGCGCUGGCACAGGUGUAUCGCCGCGUGGAAGAUGUGGACCUGUUCGUUGGGGGGUUGAUGGAGAGCCCGGUGAAGGGAGCCCUCCUCGGUCCAACCUUCGGCUGCAUCACCACCCGCCAAUUCUACAAUACGAGAAGGGGCGACCGCUUCUGGUACGAGAACUUCUUCGUCCCGUCCGCCUUCACCAUCGAGCAACUCGAAGAGCUCAGAAAGACCACGCUAGCCAGGAUAGUCUGCGACAACUCCGAGCCGGGCCUCCAGAUGCAGCCCCACCUCUUCAACGUCCCCGAUCAAUGGGGAAAUUGCCUGGUUGACUGCAACUCCACGGUCAUCCCGAAAAUCGACUUCUCCGCCUGGGCCGACGAGGAGCCGGAGUUGAAGCUCCCCAUCACGAAGGCAACCCUCGAGAAAGCCAUUCGCCUUGGCUACGAGCAGUAUGAGAGGCUGGAGAAGGCCGAGAAGGGCCGCAUUGCUGCUCAAGGAAACCGUGGUGAUCUACCGGCGGCGCUGCUCUCCCAUUCGCUACUUAUGGCCCCGAAAAAGGAGUCGUUGGAUAUUGCACGCACGGCGGGAAUUCUCUCCGAAACGACGCGAAUCCUGGUGGAUGGAAGUCAACUCAACCCCGAGGAGCGUCUGCCUCAAUCCCUCGAUAUCUCCACCCUAAAGCAGCUACUUCCCGGCGUCGAUGUGGCCAAGGUUGUCGGCAAUUUUACGCCAUUCUUGGGGCGUGACAACCCGAAGCGCGAGGAAUGUUUGCCGGAACCGUUGCCCUGUGAUCACACCACAAAAUAUAGAACCUUCUCCGGCUGGUGCAACAAUCUGAAGUUUCCCAAGUACGGCAACGCGUUCGGGUCGAUGCGCCGGUUGUUGGACCCGGCUUAUGAUGAUGGCUUCGAUCACCCGCGAACAAAAGCCAAAUCCGGUAAAACUCUGCCGUCAGCCCGAAAAAUCUCGAACGUCGUCCACGCGGAUGCCCCGAAUUUCCACGUCAAAUUCACGCACAUGGUAAUGCAAUUCGGGCAAAUUCUCGACCACGACAUGAUGCAUUCACCGAUUUCGCGAGGACCCGGAAAUACGAUACUCAACUGCUCCGAGUGUGAUUCGUAUCAAAAAUUAUCAGUUCAUUGCUUCCCGAUAAAAAUCGAUCAAGGGGACCCUUUCUUCCCAGCCACAUACCCGGAUGGACGGCCAAGAUGCAUGCCGUUUGCCCGGAGCCUUCUCGGCCAGCUUACCCUUGGCUAUCGGAAUCAGCUAAACCAGCUCACUUCAUACUUGGACGCUUCGACCAUCUACGGCUCCACGCAGUGCGAGGCCAACAAAUUGCGCCUCUUCUCGAGGGGGUUGCUCAACUUUACGAAUUUGGGUUUCAACAAAGAAGCCCUACCCCAAGGCCCGCAAGAGCGAGACUGCCGCUCCAUUCUCAAAGAUCCCAAGGCCCGCUGCUUCGAGGCUGGAGAUGAACGGGUGAACGAACAGCCUGGACUCGCCGUAAUCCACACCAUCUUCCUACGCGAACACAACCGAAUGGCCACCGAGCUGAGGAAGCUGAACAACUUCUGGAGCGACGAGCAGUUGUAUCAGGAAACGCGUCGGAUCAUGAUCGCGAAGCUACAGCACAUCAUCUUCGCCGAAUGGUUGCCGGUGGUCCUGGGCUGCGAGACGAUGGCCAGAUACGAUCUGAUGCCAAAGAAGAAUGGCUACUACACCGAAUAUGACCCCCAUUGUGACGCGUCCAUCACGCAAGAAAUGUCAACUUCCGCCUUCCGCUUCGGCCACACCCUGAUUCGAGCCAUGUUCCCGCGCAUGAAUGCGGCUUUUGGCAACGAGACCGAGCCGGUCGUUUUGAAGGAUCACUUUGCGAAUCCACUUCCGCUCUACAACAAAACCGUGGGCCAUAUGGAGUCGCUGCUGAUGGGGCUGGUUGGGGCGCAUAGCAUGGCGUUCGAUCGCCACAUUACGGAUGCUGUUCGGAAUCACCUAUUCGCAAAACCGGGAGGGCCACUGACAGGAAUCGACUUACCCGCUGUCAACAUCCAGCGAGGACGAGAUCACGGCGUUCAACCCUAUAACGCGUAUCGUGAAAUCUGCGGUUUCCCGCGUGCCCACCGAUUUGCCGACCUGAAAGAUACGAUGGAUAAGGAGGCGAUUGAGGCCCUGGAAAAGGUCUACGAAAGCGUGGACGAUAUCGACCUAUUCCCGGGGCUGAUGAGCGAGCGGCCGCUAAAGGGAGCGCUAGUCGGGCCGAUGCUCGCCUGCAUCAUUGCCGAGCAAAUGCAACGGUUGAAGAAGUGCGAUCGGUUCUACUAUGAAAAUGAUCAGCCGUCAACGCGAUUUACGCCGGGUCAAUUAGCCGAAAUUCGCAAAUCGUCCCUCGCGGCCAUGUUCUGCCAGAAUAGCCAGUGGGCCAGCCAGAUCCAGCCUAACGUAUUUUUGAUGGCCGAUGAGUUGAGCAAUUCACCAAUCACCUGUUCCGAGGUGCCACAAGUCGACUUGACCGAAUGGGUGGACAGGCAAUGGUGCGUAAUCGGUGAUCGAGUCGUCGGACGGGGCAAAACCGCCAGAGCAAUGCCCUGCGUCACCUGCACUUGUACAGCCGACGGACCCGAAUGCCAUCCGAUGAUCGUGGAAAAGUGCGAAAGCCUCCUUGACACAUACUUGCUCAGCGAUAUUGCUACGGAUACCUCUUGCGUCAUACAAUGCUCAAAACUGCUCCGCGAGCAGAAGGGACGACUU